UUAUUUGCUGUCCCCUGGAAGGAUGUCCACUGUGUGAAACCCGCGCACCCUUCACUUGCAUCCAUCAGCAGCAUCGCGCGACCAUGUGGAUUAUCCUGGCGUUUGCUCUGGCGGCGUGUCCGGGCGCAGGUCUGGGGUGUCAGCUGCCCCACGACUGGAGACCGCAGACGGAGUCGUGCCGCGCCGAGCUGGCGGAGAUCAUAGUGUUCGCCAAGGUGCUGGCGCUGCACAGGGAGUCCUACAGCGUGCACAACUACCUGCCGUGGCAGCACGACACCGACCUGUUCUUCUCCGCUGAGAUCGAGCUGCUGUGCGACCAGGCGUGGGGCAGCAUGCUGGAGGUCCCCGCCGGCUCCAGGUUCAAUGUGAGCGGCCUGGGCUACUUCCCCUGCUUCUCCUACAGCGUCGUCAAGAACAACAACUACUACUUCUUUUUGAGGAUGGAUGAGAACUACAACAUCAUCCCCCACGGGGUCAACUUCCAGGACGCCAUCUUCAGCGACACCGCGGACAACCACCGCAUGUUCGCCAGCCUCUUCCAGUUCUCCAACUGCACGCCCGGCACUCAGGUCCACAGCUUCUCCCCGGAGUGGGAGGCUCAGGAGGACAGCAGGCUGCUGUGCUCCACGGUGCAGAAGGCCCUGUUUGAGGAGGAGGAGCGGGUGCGAACGCUCUCCCAGAAGGUGCGCUCCCUGGAGAAAGCCAACGGCCACCUGAGGGAGAGGGUGAAGAGCAUGAAGCGCGAGCUGCGCCAAGCCCAGCGGGAGGCCGCGAGCAAAGAGCAGCGCAGCCCCAGCCUCAAGCGGCUCUACGGGCCCCAGGCCGGCCCGGCCCACCCCGACCAGGACACCGCCCAGGACCAGAAGAAGCCGCCGCUCAAGAAGGUUCCCGCCAAGAAGCUGAAGGACUGAGAGCGACACGGGGACAGUGUGUCAUGAUCUGUGUUUUUGUUCUUGUCAUGAUCUGUGUUUUUGUUCUAGUUGAUUCCUUGUCUUAUUUUGGUUCCAGGUUCCGUUUCCUGUUUUAUUUUGGUAGCCUCCCGGUCUCUGUUUUGUGUUCUAGCUUCACUUCCGGGUUAUGUCACGUCACAGCUGUUCCCGCUCCACCUGAUCGUUAUCCUCACCUGCACUGCAUCAGUAAUCACUCACCCGUGUAUUUAGUCACCUCCUGUUCCCGUAGUCACUUGCCAGAUUGUUAGUUGAGCGUCCCGUGUUUCUUGUGAAUCCCUGAGUUGAGCGUCCCUAGUUUCCUGAGUCCCCGUGUUUCGUGUUUCUCGUGUUUUGUUCCUGCUUGCACCGUGUAUCCUGCCCGACCCUGGAUUAUCUACCGACCGUGAGUUUUUGCCUGUUCCCUGCCUGUACUUUUACCGAGCCUUUUUUGUGUAUGACCUGGACCGUCUGACCGUGCCUUUGAGAAAUAAACCUUUUGUUGAUUAUAACCUCGCCUCCGUGCUGUGCAUGUGGGUCCGCCGCCUGCCCGAGUCCCUGACAGAU
Betta splendens (Siamese fighting fish) is the source of this 1493-nucleotide messenger RNA. RefSeq names its product coiled-coil domain containing 3b (gene ccdc3b). Lineage: Eukaryota; Metazoa; Chordata; Actinopteri; Anabantiformes; Osphronemidae. Gene Ontology annotation, biological process: negative regulation of gene expression. The record is from RefSeq and is a predicted model, not a curated record. Bases 84 to 911 code for a protein of 275 amino acids. Gene Ontology annotation, cellular component: extracellular region. The transcript has 3 exons.